This is a messenger RNA of Heterostelium album PN500, 411 nucleotides long. RefSeq lists its product as uncharacterized. The record is from RefSeq and is a predicted model, not a curated record. Lineage: Eukaryota; Evosea; Eumycetozoa; Acytosteliales; Acytosteliaceae. Bases 1 to 411 code for a protein of 136 amino acids. The transcript is spliced from 2 exons.
AUGGAUAAUUAUAAAUUAUUAUUUGCUAUUUUAAUGGUUGCAGUGAUCACUGUAAAGACAUCGAUGGCCAUUGAUUGCAAAAAUGUAAAAUGUCCAGAUGUAGAUGCAACAACUCGAACAUUUCAAUGUUUAAGAAGUGGUGGAGAAUUACAAAAGGCAGACGGUGUUAAUAACUGUUGUGAUAGAUGUAUCAAAGUAAAUAUUUGUCAAUAUACCUCUUGUCUAUCCGUAGAGCAAGCUACAUGUGAAAAAACCGGUGGAAAGUAUAUCUAUGCCGAUUUUGCCAAAAGACAAUGUUGUGACUACUGUCAAUGUGAUUCCGCAAGAUGCCCACCAGUCGACCAAAACGAGUGUUCAUCCAAAGGAAAAUUUUAUAUUCCAGAGGAUCAAGUCAAUGGAAGACGUUUCUGA